Messenger RNA from Zonotrichia leucophrys gambelii, 2074 nucleotides. RefSeq names its product MARVEL domain containing 3 (gene MARVELD3). Lineage: Eukaryota; Metazoa; Chordata; Aves; Passeriformes; Passerellidae. The record is from RefSeq and is a predicted model, not a curated record. Gene Ontology annotation, cellular component: membrane. Bases 173 to 931 code for a protein of 252 amino acids. The transcript has 3 exons.
CACCUUCAGACGGGGCAGGGCCUAGCCCGGUCGGAGCUUCCACUACUUUAGAGAAGUGGCGGCGGGGCAGAGGCGAGCGGACGAGACGGAGUUCACCGCGCCGGCGGUACCCCGGAGCGGCCCGGCCCGGCCCCCCGGCCCCAGCGCCGGCGGAGCGGGGCCGCGCCGGGCCAUGGCGGAGCAGGGCUGCCCCCGUGCUGCGCGGGGGGAACGUGCCGGGGCGGGCAGGCGCGCCGUAGCCGCACCAGAGGCAGAGGGGCCGCGAGGAAGCCGCACCGUGCCGGGGUCGCUGGAGCGCCGCCACUGCCUGUACCUGCACACGGGCCGGGCCUGCUGCCAGAUGGUGGAGGUUCUGCUCGCCGUCCUGAUCCUGGUCUGCAGCUCCGUGUCCUGUGGCUCGGCGGGAGGAUACACCGGCCUCCCCGCCCUGGGGGGCAUCUACUACUACCAGUACGGCGGGGCCUACAGCGGCUUCGGCGGAGCGGAGGGGGAGCGAGCCCAGCAGCUUGACCAACGUUUCUACCUACUGAAGCUGCCCAUUGCAAGGGCAGCGAUGGUCGUGGGAGGGUGUCUCCUGGUCUUCCCUUGUGUUCUGAUUUUGGUUAGUGUUCUGCAGGUCCCGUGGCACUUCCCAGCAUGGCUGCUGAUUGAAUGCACCUUGUACGUAGUGAUUGCAGUUAGCACUGUGCCUGCUCUGUACUAUUUCCUCCAUUCUCUGCUGAGCGUUUAUAAUUCAUCAGUGUGCAAAGAGAGAGAGCAGCUUUAUCAGAGCAAAGGCUAUCAGGGCUUCUGGUGCAGCCUGCAUGGGGCAGAGAUUGCUGCUGGCCUAUUGGGCUGCAUGGCUGCCAUGGCAUACCUGCUCAGUGCAGGCCUAGCUGUCAGAGAUUACAGGACAGUUCAUGAACAGAAACAGAAGCCACUGCAAUUAUAAGAACUUUCAAAUGAUUCUUCCACUCCAGUAAUAGUCUUGAUUUUUGCCAGUCUUACUGAGAUGAAGCAGUAUGCUUUCCUUUCUUCUGGACAGCACAGCCUUAAUGCUACAGAACACUCACCAAGCUAGCAUAGCUCUAAAUAUGGUAGAGUCAGGUUACCCGUAACUUGAAUUUGCAUUAUUGAGUUAUUAGUGGCUCAAAGCUGAUGCAAUGGAUUGUCCCGGCCUCAUAGGCAGCCCUUCCAUCCCACUCUCAGGUGCCCUCUUCUCCAGUGAGGCCUUGCCACAAGUACUGCCACUACAUGCUUUUGCCAAUGAACAGCUUUUUGUAGCUGAAACUGUCUACAAAAGGCAUGUGACUCUGCUGAGAAAAGAGCUCUUAAGAACAAGUGACUGAGGCCCAUGGUUGUAACAAUUAAUUAUUGCUUCCUUGUAGGUCUCUUGGAAUUAACAGACCACUGUGAACAUGACAUUUACAAAGCCAUGAAAAUAUCCUGAAAAAACCUCUCAAACUCAGUCAAACUUGUGAUAAAAUGCCUUUUCAAACUCCUGGAGAGGGUGCAUUUAUGUAUGAAAUGGUCUUUUUAUAUGACUUGUAUACAAGAGUUUUGCUUAAAAAGAUGUCCUGGAUUGGGAUAAUCAGACAAAAGCUUUAUGAGACCAAAUGGGUGAUUGAAUAUAGAAGUAUAUUAUUUUCAAAAUACAUUUUCAGUGUACAAGUUGGAGAAAUGAGACGCUGCUCCUAAUUUUUUUUUUAGAAAAACUUAUAGGAAAUUUAACUGGGAAAAGUAGCACUAGAAUCACCAACUCAUGUCUUAAAAUAAAAUGCCACUUCAGAGCAGUGUCCACUGUGUGCAUUGUUCAUAUGAGGAUGGAACCGCUGUAGUUUCACAGAUGAGUUCUGCCCAUAUUAAAAAAAAAACUAAACAUACUAGAAACAUGCUUUGCCUUGUAUGUAGCUCUUCUUUCACUGGCACCAGUGACCAAAUCCUCACAAUUACCAAAACCAUGGAACACUAUUGAACUAGAGACACUAAAGUAAAACAGAUGCUAAGUAGGAACACACUAGCUGCUUUGGGGUUAGUUUGAUUUAGUUUGGUUUUAGUUCAGGGUUUUUUUGCUUUUUAACAUCAAGGGUCUCAG